Messenger RNA from Colletes gigas, 418 nucleotides. RefSeq names its product ribonuclease H2 subunit C. NCBI's taxonomy places the organism in Eukaryota, Metazoa, Arthropoda, Insecta, Hymenoptera, Colletidae. The record is from RefSeq and is a predicted model, not a curated record. The coding region runs from base 1 to 399 and encodes 132 amino acids. Gene Ontology annotation, biological process: RNA catabolic process. The transcript is spliced from 3 exons. Gene Ontology annotation, cellular component: ribonuclease H2 complex.
AUGGCUAUACGUUUGCAUAUGAAGCACGAUUUGUCUGAAGCAAAAGAGAACGUUUUGCAUUUAAUGCCAUGCAAAAUUCACGGUGACGAGUCGGCGAAUGUUUCCUCUUACUUUACACCAUACAUUCGGAAAAUUGAUGACGAACAUUACAAUUCUUCAUUUCGUGGAUAUCCACUUCAAGGAAAGAAGAUAACAAUACCUUCAGGAUACAAAGGCAUUACAUUUCUUGAACAUAAAAAACCAGAAAUGGAAAAUAUGGAACGUAAUUUGUAUUCGACAGGAACAUUUUCAUACUUUACAUAUUGGAAUUAUGACAAAUUACCAUCUAAGAAUGAUGCUUUAGCAGCAGCAAUUGAUUGGAUUGAUAUUGCAGAAGCACUACAUUCUACAGAAUCGUAAUUAAAAUCAUAAAUCUGAA